GGUUGCGCAGGCUCUCACCGAAGGCGUGCCAUUGGUUGCUGUUGGCGGCUGCCCGACGCUGCCCCACGCGUUUCUGGGGGUGCUAGGACCUUCGGGAUGCCCACAAACUUGCUGCCCAAGCCGGCCGCGUUGUUGGGGCUAGUAUGUCUCUUUGUACGCUAGGUCGACGGUCGGGGAGAGCAGGGGCAGUACUGCUGCCAGCAUACGGUUUCAAUCACUGAAGAGGCGCCCGACAACACCGUUCAUACAUUUUGGAACUCGUGUCACAAAUAGCUUGCGCCAACGCCACAUACAAUGGAGGACUGGCAGCCCUCACCUCGCGUGUCCUGGGGCGACGUCGACGACGCCAGCGAGCCGGACACGCCGCCGGCGACCCCGCCGCGCACGCUGCGCGAGCCGCGCUACAGCCGCGGCUCGUCCUCGCGCGAGAUCGACUCGAUCGGCGUCGAGGACGCGCUCUCCCACUCCCUGCACUCGCCGCCCCAGCCCGGUCAGCAGGCGCGCGGCCGCGACGCCGUCGUCGACAAGGGCGUCGAGCGGUCGCGGCGUCAAGAUAGAAGGGGCCCGCGGCCCGCGCGGCCCGCGGCCGCGCCGCCGCCGCCGCGUGUCCUGCCGCAGCGCACCAAAAGCAGCAAUGGCAAGAAGACUAACGGCAAGAAGAAGAAACCGGCGCCCGCGCGGCCGUCUAUCACACUACCGGACCGCGUCGACAAGCGCGAGCGGCCGCGGCGGCCGCGGCGGACCGCCGCGGACGUCGAGGCAGCUUUAAAUUUUGGCGGCGAGCGGUUGGAUGGCGAGACGCCGCGCGAGGGCGCCGCCUGCCGGUCGCCGAAGGCGUCGCCGCGGCGCCUCGGCGCGGAAUUCGACUUCCGCGAAGUGCACGACGACGCGGCCGUCGCGGCGCAGCUGCCGCUCUCGGGGCGCGACGUCGGCGCGACGCUGCGGGGCGCGCCCGUAUCCAAAAUCCCGGCGCCUCUGUUAUCAGCGCGGCUCACGGCGCUCGACGUGUCCGGGUGCGCGCGGCUCAAGUGCGCGGCGCUGGCGCAGCUCGAGCGCGCCGCGGCGACGUUGAAAUCACUAAACUGCGCGGAUUGUGGGUUGGAGGCCCUGCCGGACGCGUGGGCGGCCCUCGGCCGCCUCGAAGUUUUGGACGCGUCGCGGAACCGCCUGCACCGCUGGCCCGAGAACGUCUUCCAACCAUUGAGCGUGGACUUCCUCGCUCAAAGUUUGAGACGCCUGGACCUCGCGCAGAACGAUUUGUUUGAAGUGCCCGCGGGCGUCGCGCGGCUUUCGAAGCUCGCGCACCUGUCGUUGCGCGACAACCGCCUGAAUACGGUCGACGCGGCCGUCUUUUCGAGACCCAUGGUCCUGGACCUGUCGUCGAAUCCGGACCUCGUCGAGCUGCCGCCGGCCGUCGCGUCCUUCGAGGGCCAGCUGAUCGUCCAGAACAACGCGCAGCUCACGACGCCCCCACAACGCGUCCUCGAAUCACAAGAGGCGCCGGCGUUCUUCCGGGCGCUGGGCGACGCCGACCGCGCGUUGGACCGGUCGCGGCGGCGCGCGUACCUCGCGCGGCGCGACGCGGCCUGGCUCGAGCGGCUGCAGGCCGUCGAGCGGCGGGCGGCGCAGCGCGGCGGGCUCCCGCCACCGCAGGGCCCGCCGGACGCCGCGCGGCUGGCGAAUUUGACGCUGACGCUCCAGGCGCAGCUCGACGCUCUGCCGCCGCCGCCGCCGCCGCCGCCGCCGCGGCGGUCGUCGUCGAUGCGCAGCCUCGGCGGCGCGGCCGCGGCCGCCGCGCGGCGGCGCGAGCGGGUCGGCCUCCGCCGCAUCGCGUCGGACGCGGCGGUCGCGGACACCCACGCGACGCCGGCCGGCACGCAGCUGGCGACGCUGGCGACGCCGACGGUGCGCGGCGACUUCGAGACGGCGCGGCACGCGCUCCGCCGCCUGGGCGCCGCCGACGACGAUGAUGAUAUUGAGGUCCUGGCCUGCUUCUGCCUGCCGGAGUCUAUCACUAUGCGGCAGCGCUCCGUGCCCCUGCCGCCGUCGGCCCAGCUCGAUUUGAUGAGGGAGAUGAAGGGCCUCAUCGAAGCCGUGCCGCCGCAGGAGCGGGAGAUCGUGCCGGCGGCGCGCUGGCCCGGCGACGUGCUGCAAGCGGUGGAAAGGGGCCUCAGCCCGCGCAUCUUCCACGUGUCCUCGCACGGCGUGCGCAAGGACACGUGGUGGCACGACGGCGGCGAUACGUUGCUCUUCCACCGCACGGACGGCGGUGCCGCGUUGCCGGAGCGCGAGGAGGUCGUCGACGUGCUCGGGAGCUGCGGCGACGGCCUCGAGCUGUUAUUUCUGAACGCGUGCGCGUCCGUAGAUUUGGCGCGCUACGUCGCGAACAAGCUCCCCGGGCUGAAGGUCAUAUGCUGGCAGGGCCGCGUCCACGACGCCUGCGCGCGGUGCUUCGCGCGCGCGUUUUAUAAUCACGUCGGCGAGUGGCCGGGCGGCGACGUGGCCGUCGCGUUCGCCGCGGCGCUCGCAAUACUACGGCAGGAGUACGUCGUCGGCGACCCGGACCCCUGGCCGCGGCAGCACGUGGCGUGCCUGGGAAACGCGAAGCGCCCCCAGGGGCUGCCGGUGCUCGUGGCUGCCUGA
Pelagomonas calceolata is the source of this 2643-nucleotide messenger RNA. Lineage: Eukaryota; Pelagophyceae; Pelagomonadales; Pelagomonadaceae. The record is from the annotation of a GenBank genome assembly.